GCCCAGCCUGGCCCAGCCCAGCCCGGCCCAGCCCAGCCCAGUGCAGUGCACCGGGCAGCGGCAAGGCAAGGCAAGCCACCAAUUGUACUGUAAGAAUGUACCUCCUCCAGUACCUCGAGCACGUACAGAUUUGUACCUGGCUUGCCUUGCCUGGCUGGCACUUGCACCCGCUGCGGGCCCCUGUUCGACUGCCCGUCUCUAUCCCAUCACUUUCUCUCUCUGCCUCUCUUCCUCCCCGUCCGUCUUCCCUCCUGCGCUUUCUUUCGUCGUCUGCAGCUCCCCUGCUCGACGUCGUGUCGACAUUCCUCUUCCUGAUCAAACCCACCCUCUUACACCAACCGGUCGGGGAGGAAUACUCGCCCUUUUCGAAUCGACUUCCCACUUGCACCCGGGAAGGGUUCAUGGUCACAUCCUUGGUGCACCGCCAUCCUCGUCGGCCUCGCAGGUGAGCCGUGUCCUGACGAGCUCCCUCCCCGUCGCCCCGGCCUCUCGACCGCCGGCCGGCGCCUUUCGAUUCGCCGCUUUCCCAACGGGAUACGAAGUCCAUCGCAGACCCUACCGAGUAUCUGCGGCCUCUCCGCGUCUCGGCCUCGCGACAAGAUGGCGACUCCGGCCUCUAUCCCCACAAAUCCCUCGCGGGACUCGGUCCAGCGUAUGCAGCGCAUCACGAGGGAAAACCGCAGCUUGUGGUAUCAGUUGACGGUUCUCCAACAGCCGGAGCGUGCUCGAGCGUGCGGCUCGGGCAUGAAAGCUAAUAGCGAUCGUCGUCCAGUCGAUCCUCCGCCCGUCGUUGAGCUGCGCAUCAUUGAAGGCCCCUCGGUGGAGGAGGGCAAGGAAAUCACCUUCGACUACAAUGCCAACUUCUUCCUCUACGCCAGCCUCGAACAGGCUCGCACCAUGGCUCAUGGCCGCGUCCAGACCCCCGCUGCCAGCAACCCCCCGAUCCUCACCGGCGUCCCAGCCUCGGGCAUGGCCUACCUCGAUCGACCUUCCGAGGCCGGAUACUUCAUCUUUCCCGAUCUUUCCGUCCGACACGAGGGCUACUUCCGCCUAUCCUUCAGCCUGUUCGAGACAACCAAGGAGGAAAAGGACUUUGAUCUGAAACCGCCUGCCGACGGUGAUAUGCCUCCGGGUGUUGACUGGCGGAUGGAGAUCAAGACGCAGCCGUUCAACGUCUUUAGCGCCAAGAAGUUCCCGGGACUCAUGGAAAGCACGCAGCUGAGUAAGACGGUCGCGGACCAGGGCUGCCGGGUUCGCAUCCGGCGUGACGUGCGCAUGAGGAAGCGCGACAGCAAAUCGAGCGGGUACGACAGGAGGGACGAAGAAUAUUCACGCCGCAGGACCGUGACGCCGGCGCCCGACGAUCCCCACGGCAUCCGCGCCCGGUCACUCAGCAACUCAAGUGAACACCGCGUUCCAUACGGCGCAGACGCGGUCAGGCGGCCGUCAAUGGCAGAUCCGUAUUCGCUCCCCCCGCCUCCGCCGGCGUACGAGCAAGCACAGCCUCCUAGCCGCGGAGGGCACCUCUCGUUUGGAGACGCAUCCGCCUCGCAUUACGCGCCCUCUCGUCCUUAUCCUCACCCGACCGCUAUGCCGGCGCCGCCAAUGUCUCCCAGCGGGCCGUACCCCUUGUCGUCGCAAUCUCCAUAUAGUUAUCACCAUGGCCGGGCCUCGACCUCCACGGCCAUGAGCUCAACGUGCCCUUCGCCGGCCCUGUCGAUUAAGCAGGAGCCAUACGACAGGACAUCAGGGACCUAUGUUCCGCCGUCACCUUCGGUGUACCAUCCGACGGAUAGACACUCGCGGAGAGACUCACACAUGUCAUAUACAGUGGCGACGCCGAUAUUGCCCGCACCAGCACCGAGAGCGCCGACGCCCGCGUCGACCCGGCCGCAUCCGGCUCCUCUCAAGAUUGCGGCUUUGAUGUCUCCGUUGCCGCCUAUAGAGGCGCAGACGGAACCGAUAGCGCUGCCUCCCGUGUUGCCCACUGGUUCCAAGCGGAAGCACGACUACGUGUUCCAGCAGUCGGCCCAGCCGCUUCACCACGGGCAGCGCCAGGUGGAUCCCCAUCUGGGAGGGCACAGACGGAUCGCGCACGACCAAGACGUGGAGCAGGGAAUGUACUCGCGUGCGGACGGCAAGGUUGGUGUGGUUCACUUUGGCGGCUGGCAAACAUAGGGCGGAGCCCCUUGUCUUCGCUGUUAGCGAUGAGGUGGAUAGUGGCUUGGUGAAUCGGCGUUUCGCCCGGAGUUUACGGCGGCGGAGCAGUUCCCACUUUGCGGUUUCGCGGCUACCCUGUCGCAAUACGAUAUCUCUCCUUGGGUUCUUGGGUUUUAUCUAGGGAUGGCGUCUGGGCGCAAAUUUUGUUUCACUCUGCGGGCCUCGAAUCACGGGACGACGAAAGAUGCGGAGUCGUGGUGUCGAGAAGCACGUUGAUCGCGGCGUGUUCGCCAUGCGGUGCGUCUGCCGGCAAGGCGACUUGGCGUGGACGAGACGGCGACCGGACGGGCAAGGGCGGAGAGGCUCAGCACGAUGGCCUGGCUCACAUCUCAGCUGGCCUGGCCACCUGGGUGGUGGUUGCCGGAUCCGCGUCGCCCGUCCAUGUCGGAGCCGAAUACUCUUUUUCAUCGAUAUAACAUUGCUUUCAACUCAACUGUACGCAUCUACAACCUUCCUGUUCGACCCUAUGCUCGCGGCCUGAGGGUGCUACGACGGGGCGGUGGCAGGAUAUGGCGGGCAGGGCUUUAGGGAGCGAGCGACGCCACCGAUAAAUGACGACAUGGCAGAUGGCUCUUUACGAAAAUCAGGCUGUCGAGUGGAGUUGUGGGAUCGUACGGUCCGCUUCUUUUUGUUUAUCUUCAUGUUUGUGUCUGGAAGAUUGAGAUUGAAUGGAACCAUGAUGAUGGAAGUAGAGGUGGAGGAGCAGAGAAGGGCCCUGAUGGGCUGGCUGUAUGUACGUAGGUAGUCGAGCCGCGGACAGACAACAGGCACAACACAAUCACGGGACAAGAGAGCAUUCCGCUGGCC
Purpureocillium takamizusanense is the source of this 3027-nucleotide messenger RNA. It is a transcript of the gene VEL1, whose product is annotated as velum formation- protein. The transcript has 3 exons. Lineage: Eukaryota; Fungi; Ascomycota; Sordariomycetes; Hypocreales; Ophiocordycipitaceae. The record is from RefSeq and is a predicted model, not a curated record. Bases 601 to 2178 code for a protein of 525 amino acids.